Hirsutella rhossiliensis is the source of this 1401-nucleotide messenger RNA. RefSeq names its product reverse transcriptase (RNA-dependent DNA polymerase) domain-containing protein. NCBI's taxonomy places the organism in Eukaryota, Fungi, Ascomycota, Sordariomycetes, Hypocreales, Ophiocordycipitaceae. The transcript has 6 exons. Bases 1 to 1401 code for a protein of 466 amino acids. The record is from RefSeq and is a predicted model, not a curated record.
AUGUACGUCAUCGACGAUCUGAACUGGGAUAUGAUCCUGGGUAAACGAUGGAUGGAAGACCAGGAUGUUCACAUCCAUGCGAAGGAAGGAUAUCUCGAGAUCGGGUCCAAUGGAGUCCAAGUACGAGACCGACGACGUUACCAGCCUCCUCAGCUAGACGUCUCUAAUGUCAUGGCCGCAACCUUUUUAGCAGAAGCACGCCGUGACAAACGCAAAGGCGGCAUUGGAGUUCACUCGGUCACAAUGGCGGAUAUUGACAAGGCCCUAAGACCGAAACCGAAGACUGACGUAAUGGAGAAGCUGCCACCACAGUACCACAAGUGGUCUCGAGCUUUCUCUCAGCAACUGGCCGACCAGCUGCCCCCUCAUCGGCCAGCCCUACCCUGGGGACCGCUUUACAGCAUGUCCCGCGAGGAGCUAUUGGUGCUACGAAAGACCCUCACAGAACUACUCGACAAGGGAUUUAUUAGAGUCAGCAGCUCGCCAGCCGCAGCACCAGUCCUUAUGAGGGACCGCUAUCCCUUGCCUUUACUGAGCGAGACCUUGCGAACGAUAGCCAAGGGUCGCCCUGGCGACGAAGAAAAGACAGCCUUCAGAACGCGCUAUGGAUCCUUCGAAUGGCUGGUAGUUCCAUUCGGCCUGACAGGCGCACCAGCAGCCUUUCAGCGGUAUAUUAACAGCGUGCUCCAGGAUUACCUCGAUGAUUUUGUGUCAGCGUAUAUCGACGAUGUCCUGAUCUUCUCCUCUGGAAGCCUGCAAGACCACCGCGACAAAGUCGGCAAGGUCCUCCAACGACUGAUGGACGCUGGGCUGCAACUGGACAUCAACAAGAGCGAAUUCGAAGUCAAGGCUGUGAAAUACCUUGGGUUCAUCAUCGAGGCGGAGUGUGGGAUCCGAGUCGACCCAGAGAAGGUUGAGGCUGUGAAGGGAUGGGCAACCCCGACGAAUAUUAAAUCCGACGUGCCAUUCCGUUGGGAUGGAUUGUGCGAAGAAGCCUUCGAGAAGCUCAAGGACCUGUUGAUCACGGCCCCGAUCCUUGCACACUUCCAUCCAGAAAGGGAGACUAUCGUGGAAGCGGACGCUUCAGGAUUCGCGUCGGGAGGCAAACAUUCGGCAGCCGAAGCGAACUACGCUAUCCAUGACAAGGAGCUACUCGCCAUUCUCAGAUGUUUGGAGCAGUGGGAACCAGAGCUACGGGCAGUAGAGCACUUCAAGAUCCUAACGGACCACAAGAACCUGAGAUACUUCUACUCGGAAAGGAGGUUGACAGAGAGACAAGUGCGGUGGUCGGAGUUCCUGUCCAAGUUCCAAUUCAAGCUCGAAUGGAGGCCGGGCCGCAAGGGCGGAUUGCCUGACGCGAUCUCGACGGGACCAGGAUAUGCCGGCAAACUACUCCGAUGA